Molecule: messenger RNA, 3020 nt
Organism: Suricata suricatta (meerkat)
Lineage: Eukaryota; Metazoa; Chordata; Mammalia; Carnivora; Herpestidae
Gene: GPR151
Product: G protein-coupled receptor 151
Exons: 1
Coding region: 22-1278 (418 amino acids)
Biological process (GO): G protein-coupled receptor signaling pathway
Cellular component (GO): membrane
Molecular function (GO): G protein-coupled receptor activity
Source: RefSeq, a predicted model, not a curated record
CCGGGCUGCGUGGGCAGGGGGAUGCCAGCAGCUGCCUCCGCAGACUCCAACUCCAGCACCAUGAACGGGUCCUCGGCUCCCCUCCACUUUGCCGGAGGGUACCUGCCCUCUGACUCCGAGGACUGGAGGACCAUCGUGCCAGCUCUCUUGGUGGCCGUCUGCCUGGUGGGCUUCAUGGGGAACCUUUGCGUGAUUGGUGUCCUGCUCCGUGGCGCUUGGAAAGGAAAGUCGUCCAUGAUCCACUCCCUGAUUCUGAACCUCAGCCUGGCUGAUCUCUCUCUCCUGCUGCUUUCUGCACCCGUCCGGGCUACAGCAUACUUCAAGGGGGUCUGGGACCUAGGCUGGUUUGUUUGCAAGUCCUCUGACUGGUUCACCCACACGUGCAUGGCAGCCAAGAGCCUGACGAUCGUUGCCGUGGCCAGAGUGUGCUUCAUGGACGCAAGUGACCCAGCCGAGCAAGUGAGUGUCCGUAACUGCACCAUCUGGUCCGUGCUGGUGGCCAUCUGGGCUGUGGCCAGCCUGCUACCCCUGCCAGAGUGGUUCUUCAGCACCACCAGGCUUCACGCAGGUGUGGAGAUGUGCCUUAUGGACGUGCCCCCCGUGGCCGAAAGGUUCAUGGCGAUGUUUGGCAAGCUCUACCCUCUCCUGGCGUUUUGUCUUCCAUUACUCUUUGCCAGCUUUUAUUUCUGGAGAGCUUAUGGCCAGUGUCAGAAGCGAGGAACCAAGACUCAAAAUCUGAGAAACCAGAUGCGCUCCAGACAACUCACAGUGACACUGCUGAGCAUUGCUGUCACCUCUGCCGUGCUGUGGCUCCCCGACUGGAUCGCUUGGCUGUGGACAUGGCACCUGAAGGCUGGAGGCCCUGCGCCACCACAAGGUUUCAUAGCCCUGUCUCAAGUCCUCCUGUUUUCCAUCUCUUCGGCAAAUCCUCUCAUUUUCCUACUGAUGUCAGAAGAGUUCAGGGAAGGCCUGAAAGGCUUGUGGAAAUGGAUGAUGGCCGAAAAACAACCCACUGCCUCGGGGUCUCAGAAAGCACCAGCUGGUAACUCAGAUGUCCCUCCCGGCAACGUUCCCUCUCCUGGGUCCCCAGCACCGGGACCAGAGAAAGAGAAGCCUGGCUCUCCCGCCUCCGGUGCAGAGAGAACGGAGAAGGCACAGAUUCCCGCCCUCCCUGAUGUAGAGCAGUUCUGGCACGAGAGGGACACAGCCCCUUGUGUACAAGACAAUGACCCUACGCCGUGGGAACACGAAGACCAAGAGACAGGAACUGAUAAGUAGAUAAGCUUCCAAGCAAAACAGAUUGUGAUUAAUGUAUUUGCAUGUACUGCUGCUUGUCAAAACCGCAGACCUUACCCCAUAGAACACGGUCAAAUUACUAAAACUAGGAAUUACAAAAAUGCUUCCCAGUGUGUAUUUUCCAAAUGUGCCAUUUGGUAAGUAGAACACUGCAUUAGGAGUCACGCUGCUGUUUCAGAAUUGUAUCCUGGCUAUCCAAGAAUUAACCUCAGUGUUGUGUGAAGACGCUCUGUCACAGGGGAAUAGAAAUCCCAGAAACCCUGUCCCUUGUUCACAAUUGCUCUUUCGCUGGGUACUCCUUAGGACUCCCCUGGGCUGGCUGGGGUGGAGCUUCUCUCUGUCAAAGGCUGAACUCCUUUACUUUGACUUUCUUCGUGAACCUGCCAGCCUUAUCAGACAUUCUUUCACUUAACCAAAGCUCAAAAUCUACUUCCGCUUAAGAAAACGUAAACACAUUAAUGUGUUAGUAAGUUAUCUUCAUUUGCUUAAACAAAAAAGUUACUUUAUGAAAAUCCACAUAGAAUUUCCAAGACGAAGGUUACUAGAAUAAGGAUCACCACUUUCCUGUGGACUGAAUUCACAGCAUGGCUUAUUCUGGCUAAGUUUUAAGUAAAUUCAAACUUCGCCUUAUACUAAAACCUGCCCCCUUAGUCUGUCUAGAGCUGCCUCCACACGUCUUCACCUGCUAAGUCUGAGGCUUUUAGCAGCUUAGCAUGCCAUUCUCAAUUCUGAUGUGGAUAAAGAACUUUAAAAACUGCCCUUUCUCUUCCCAAUUACCUACACUUCCACAAUGCAGGAGACAAGUACUCCUCCGCAAGCUGCUAUCAACCUGUUCCUCCCAGGACCCCCGUUCUGUCAAGAUAAAUAUAUGCUGUGAUUAAUGAUAAAAGUAUUCGUUACUGAAGGCAAUAUAAAGAAGGAACAGAGAGGGUGAUCUUUCUUGUUAAAUGGUACUAAAUGUCCCCUGAAGACUGAACUUGAACGCUGCCCAAAUACCUCAGGGUCAUUGUUAUAAAGAUGAUCAUGAGUAACAAGAAAAAAAAAUUAGUAGGAAAAGAAAAUUGCAUGGAUACAAGACAGAUUUUGGUUAAGAAUAGAAAACCAGCAGCACAAGGGUGAUGGAAAAAGAAAAGCAGUACUAUUAAAUAAACUUUGUGUUCCCACUUUACCAACAUAAUUCAAAUAAAAGGCAACAGCUUCCUUUUAUAGCAAAGUAAAGCAUACCCAAAAAAACAAUCAUGAUAAAUUUCUUUCCUGAUUAAAUAUAAGGACAUUUAUCCAUGAUUCCUGAUUACUUAGUAAUGGCAUUCUGGGGUAUUUUCACUGAGGAGAUCCCUCAAGCCAUGAACUUAAAAUACAUAAGUACGCUGUGGAAGGAAUUUGUAUUUUUUUUUUAAAUGUCCAGUCUGCGGGGUUUUUGGUAUUUUGUCUUUACAGAUGGUCGUGGUUUGCUUUUUAACACAGAAGAUAGGGCUGUUUUCAUUUUCCCUGGUUCAUUACAAAUUUUUAAGGCUCACGAGUUCACAAAGUACAAUUUAACCCAAAUAUUGUUUUGUGAAAGAAGUUAUACAAAGUGAUUAAUUACCUUGAAAAUUGCAGUGAACCAUUUGAAUUAAAGAUUGUUCACCAUAUAAUACAGUAAAUGUUGAAUGUGAGCUUCCAGUGUUUGACAUUUUAACUCAUAAAUAAAAAAUUGCUUUACUCCAGAUAGUUUUGAAGACGUA